AUGGAUAAAAAUCUGUGUAGUAACUUCACUUAUGUAACGACGAAUUUAAAAUAUGAUUCGAAUAAUAAAAAAUAUCAAUUUAAAGAAGAUACACAUUUCAAAAAGUAUUGUACUGGUGGUAAGUGUGAUGGUGAUCUCGAUAAAAUUAAUGCUGGAUGUUUAUAUUUGUUUAAUGCCUUUUUUGGGAGUUCUGAUUUGUUUAAUUCUGUUGCAAAAGGUAACAUCAAUAUUGUUGAUUACAUUAUCUUAUGGUUAAAUUAUAUGUUAAGCCUAAAGGAAAAUCAAGCAAAAAACAGUCUAAAUCAUUUUUAUACUACAUUUAUAAAUAAUGAAGGGUAUAAAAAUACUAUAAAUUAUAUUGAGGGGUAUAAUAAUUAUAAGGGUCUUAUAGAUAAAAAUCACAAUUUGAAGAAUACGGAUAUGGAUAGUAAUAUUAUAUCUGAAUUAUAUGAUGCAUUUAAAUUAUUAUGUGAAAUGUACUCUGAAUUUGAUGGAAGCACGUCAAAUUGCACAAAAUAUUCAGGAAAAGCUGAUAAUUUUGUCGAAAAAUAUAAUAAACUAAAUAAAAAUUCUAAUAAUACUGAUGAUAGUUCAUACAAACAAAUAUUGUGCACUUUAUCAAGUGAUUAUGAUAAUUUAAAAAAUAAAUGUCGAAGUUUUAGAUCCCUUCCAGAGAUAACAAAAAAAUGUUCUGCACAAAUGUCUGGAGUUACAUCAUCAAGUUCGUCGAUAGCAAACAAAUUAUUUAUAGUUUUAUCUAUAUUUGGUGCAAUAGGAAUUUUUUUGGGAAUUUCUUAUAAGUAUUCGUUAUUUGGAUUUCGGAAACGAUUUAAAAAACAACAAAUAAGAGAAAAAAUAAAAAAUAUAAAGAAGAAAAUAAAUCAAUAA
Molecule: messenger RNA, 888 nt
Organism: Plasmodium yoelii
Lineage: Eukaryota; Apicomplexa; Aconoidasida; Haemosporida; Plasmodiidae
Product: PIR protein
Exons: 3
Coding region: 1-888 (295 amino acids)
Source: RefSeq, a predicted model, not a curated record